Messenger RNA from Triplophysa dalaica, 2384 nucleotides. It is a transcript of the gene ctss1, whose product is annotated as cathepsin S, ortholog 1. The record is from RefSeq and is a predicted model, not a curated record. NCBI's taxonomy places the organism in Eukaryota, Metazoa, Chordata, Actinopteri, Cypriniformes, Nemacheilidae. The transcript has 8 exons. Gene Ontology annotation, biological process: immune response. Bases 440 to 1435 code for a protein of 331 amino acids. Gene Ontology annotation, molecular function: cysteine-type endopeptidase activity. Gene Ontology annotation, cellular component: lysosome.
UUCAGCUCUAGUCAGUUGAAUUCUCUUCCUCUUCUGUUGCUCGACUGAAGAUCAUCUCAUCAUCUCAGUGAAAUGUUCAGAUUACAGUCUGACUGUCUGUGACUGUUUUCAUCCUUUACUGUCACAGGCAAAAUACUCCAAAACUGAGCAACUGUUUAGUGUGUAAAGGUCUCUGCUCUCAUCAGGUUAUAAACAUCACUGCAGACGUGAGAAGCAGCUUGAAGAGUUGUUCACACAUCUGUGUGUUUAACAUGACAUUGUGCAGUGUAAGUAACAAACGCAUCAACACUGCUGUGUAAGUCUCACACACAAACACAUCACAACAGAGGGCGGAGACAGUGUGUCUUCCUCUUUCUCACGGACACCUUAUAAAGAGAAGCUGAACAGUCUCUCUCUCUCUCUCUCGUCUUCAUCAUCAUCAUCAUCAUCAUUCACUAGGAUGCUGGUGUUAAAGGUUGUGUUGGUUCUUCUGUGUGUGUCUCUGGUCUGUUCUGAGAUCAGACAUUUGAAUGAUCAAUGGAUUACCUGGAAAUCACAACACAAGAAGACCUAUUGGAACACAGAGGAGGAGUUGUACAGGAAAUCUGUCUGGGAGAAGAAUCUUCAAGAUGUUCUGAAACAUAAUGAAGAAGCACUCAUUGGUCUCCACACGUACACACUGGGUCUCAAUCACCUCAGUGACAUGACGGUGGAUGAAGUCAAUCCUUUGCUUAAUGGUUUAUUGGAGGAAGAUUUCUCUGAUGUCAACGUAACGUUCAGCCCCCCGACACACCCCCACCUGCCCCUCCCACACAGAGUCAACUGGACAGAGAAAGGAGUGGUCAGCCCCGUCCAAAACCAGGGCCCGUGUGGCUCGUGUUGGGCGUUCAGUGCUGCUGGUGCUCUGGAGGCUCAGAUGAAGAUGAGAACUGGAGUUCUGGUGGCGUUGAGUCCUCAGAAUCUGUUGGACUGUAGUGUACAUUUAGGGAACCGCGGCUGCAUGGGCGGAUACUUGAGUCGAGCCUUUCUCUACAUCAUCCAGAACAACGGCAUCGACUCCAACAUCUUCUACCCAUAUGAACACAAGCAGGGUUUGUGUAGAUAUUCUGUGACGGGGAGAGGAGGAUUCUGUUCAGCGUUCCGGAUUCUUCCACGUCAUAAUGAGACGGCGCUUCAGAUCACUGUUGCUAAUGUUGGACCGGUUUCUGUCGGUAUAAACGCCAAACUCAUCUCCUUCCACCGAUACAGAGGAGGUAUCUAUAAUGAUCCGAAGUGCCGUUUUGGGCUAAUCAAUCAUGCGGUUCUUGUGGUGGGUUACGGCUCAGAACACGGACAAGAUUACUGGCUGGUGAAAAACAGUUGGGGGACGGCCUGGGGUGAAAAUGGAUUUAUCCGUAUAGCACGAAAUAAAAACAUGUGUGGAAUAUCCAGCUUUUCCAUUUAUCCCACAAUAUGAAGUUGUCUCUCAUGAAAUCAUGUAUUUCUCUCUUGUGUUUACGUCUGUGGUUUGACUCUCAGUUUGUCAGUGUGUUUUUGUGGUGUAUUAAAUUAAAUGUGUGUUCUGAGCAUCAUACAGAUGAUCUCACACUCAUGUCAAUAUGAUUUCAUCAGAUAUCAUCACAGAUAUUGAUCUUAUGUGAGAACUGAUGAACUCUCCAUGUGACCAUAAGAAUGUAAAUUGAAUAUAUGUGAGGGGGGUAAUAACCACCUGACGCGAAGGGAAUAAAAAUCCUUAGCUGUGGAUUAUACCUCUUAUACCAUGGUCAUUUGCCAAGUUAAAGGGAUAACUCAGCCAAAAACUCAGAUUUGGCAACAUGUUGAUAUUUUCAUAAAUUUGAACGUCAUUUUUAAUAAUAUUAGCCAUACUGUUCAGCCUCAACACUCCCUUUCUGCAGGUGGCGCUAAACGUACGAGACGCUGGUAUGCCAUCCACCAACAAAUGCUACAAGAAGAAGAUUGUGAUUGUGUGCAGAGACAGCAUAUUAUGACUAUUAUUAUUAAAGUGACGUUCAGUUUUAUGAAAAUAUGAAACGAUUUGCUUCACGAAACAUCAUCAUGUCGCCAGGAGUCGCUUUAUGAACUCUUAGACAGGUGGACCCCAUAGACUCUCAUUAUAUGAAGCAGCGAGGGCUGCGGAUUCACCAAACAAUCUUCUUUAUGGUUCUACUCAGUUUUUGGCUGAACUAUCCCUUUAAAGCUGUUAGUGAUGAUUACGGUGUCAUUUUAGGUCAAACAUGUGAAGAUGAAUGUUCUUUCAUCAGUAAAUCUCAAAUGUGAUCAAACUGACUGGACCUACCCGUCCGUUACAGGGUUUUAAUGCACACCUUCCAGCCAAUCAGAAUCCAGUAUUCAUACACACCAUGGUUUAACAAACAAUAAUGUUGUUUUGUGAUUUGUGUUUCUGU